Molecule: messenger RNA, 5350 nt
Organism: Oncorhynchus masou masou (cherry salmon)
Lineage: Eukaryota; Metazoa; Chordata; Actinopteri; Salmoniformes; Salmonidae
Product: alpha-2Db adrenergic receptor-like
Exons: 1
Coding region: 500-1795 (431 amino acids)
Biological process (GO): adenylate cyclase-activating adrenergic receptor signaling pathway
Cellular component (GO): plasma membrane
Molecular function (GO): alpha2-adrenergic receptor activity; epinephrine binding
Source: RefSeq, a predicted model, not a curated record
CAAACUCCACGAGCAGUGUGUGUCUCGCAGUGCGCGCUGCCUCUUGUGCGUAACUGGCGACACAAGGCUUUAACAAAAAAAACUACAGCACUGCGCACGGGAAAGACCGAGAGAUAACAGAAACAAAAGGUUGCUAAUGUUCCUGUAACGUUAGCCUAACAUGGAGACUUACUUAUCUGGUUUCCGGACUUUAUAGUUGCAACAACUUACUGGAUACGUUGUGGCCACGGAGCGAACUGGGCUUGUGUCGCCAACAUUUUGCGGACCCUCUAUGGAACUGAAGAUGAGAGCAGCUCGCCAGGACGCAAUGGGCCCUCGGGUAUUUUACCAAUGUGCUCUAUAUCUGUUCACUGAUCACACAACCUUAACGCACAGCGCGUCUCCACUGAUUACAUUCUCUAGGACUAAUGACUUGAUCAACAUUUGAAUGCUUCCAAGUUAAGUGUUUUGGGGCGGAAAGGCACACACUAAAAAUUAACCAAGAGAAGAUGCGUUCAGGAUGGAUGUAGCCAAGUUUACCACCGUUACCAAUACCUCGCAGGAUACCAACACCUCGAGCGCCCCAAGACCUCUCCCGCAAACGGAGGUGGGCUCCGCGCUCAUAAUCCUUGUGGUCACCGUGAUCAUUCUGGUCACCAUCGUCGGUAACGCGCUGGUCAUCGUGGCCGUGCUCACCAGCCGGGCUCUCCGCGCCCCCCAGAACCUUUUCCUGGUGUCUCUGGCGUGCGCAGACAUCCUCGUGGCGACACUGGUCAUCCCGUUCUCCCUUGCCAAUGAGGUCAUGGGUUACUGGUACUUUGGGAGCACCUGGUGCGCCUUUUAUCUGGCACUGGAUGUCCUCUUCUGCACCUCCUCCAUAGUCCACCUGUGCGCCAUCAGUCUGGACCGCUACUGGUCAGUCACCAAGGCCGUGAGCUACAACCUGAAGCGGACCCCCAAGCGAAUCAAGUCCAUGAUAGCCGUGGUGUGGGUCAUCUCCGCCGUCAUCUCCUUCCCACCUCUCAUCAUGACCAAGCACAACGAGCACGAGUGUCUGUUAAACAACGAGACCUGGUACAUCCUAUCUUCUUGCCUCGUGUCCUUCUUCGCCCCGGGCCUCAUCAUGAUCCUGGUGUACUGUAAAAUCUAUAAAGUGGCCAAGCAGCGCUCCUCCACCGUGUUCGUGGCUAAGACCGGCCUGGAGAGGCAGCCCUCUCAGUCCGAGACGUGCUUCGUGAGGAAGGAGCGGAUGGAGAUGGAGAGCCCCAGUAGCCAGAGCUCCGAGGACCACCACAGACAGGAGGAGCUGGAUUAUAUCGACUUGGAGGAGAGCUGCUGUGCGUCGGACAACAAACCACGGAACCACCGCUUCUCCAAGCGUAGGAAGGUGGAGGUCUCGGACUGCUGCCCGCCACAGAGCUGCCGUCUCUCCUGGGCCUCAGCGCGCGCCUCGCAGCUUUUCCAAGACCCCAAAAACGCUACCAACGCGACCCUGGUGGCCCAGCGACAUCAACUCGUGGCGGCUGCGUCCAAGACUAAAGUGGCCCAGAUGCGCGAGAAGCGCUUCACGUUCGUGCUGGCCGUGGUGAUGGGGGUGUUCGUGCUCUGCUGGUUCCCUUUCUUUUUCACAUACAGCCUGCACGCGAUCUGCAGAGAGAGCUGCUACAUACCCGGCGCGCUCUUCAACGCCUUCUUCUGGAUUGGCUACUGUAACAGCUCAGUGAACCCUAUGAUAUAUACCAUUUUCAACAGGGAUUUCCGUAAAGCGUUUAAGAAAAUUGUAUGCCGGACUUCAAAACGCACUAAUACCACUUGAAAAGAAGGGUCACUUUGAAGCUGGGACUGACUGACUGUGCGUCACUGCUCAUCGAAACACACGUCAGUCCUUCACCUAAGCACGCAUCCCUGCACCUCUGAAUGACUAUAUUCGUUCCAAAAGGAACGUUUUUUAUUUAAUAAUAAUAAUAAUAUGAUAUCAAAAUAUCUCGUGUUGUGCGCUAAUGUGUGAAUAUUAGAAACAAUGUACAGAGGAAAUAGGGUAUAUCAAACAAAAGCUAAAUAGAGUAUUGUCAUUGAUGAUUUAAUAUGGCUCUACUGAAUCAUAUUGACCCCUGCUUUCAAAGUUAGGAAUUCGUUUAAUAUUCAGUGAGGUAACUCAUAUAUUUAGGCCACAGCAUAAUUCCAGGGCCUUUUUACGACCCGUUAUUUUCUGUACUUUCAUGAAUCUUUUAUGUCCCAUAAAGAUAUGAAAAAAAUCUAUUUCAGAGUAAAAGUGAAGUCAUAACCCAGAUUUCGAGGCUGAUGGACCUGUGUGUGUGGCACUGAGAGGUUUAGGUUUUUCAAAAAAAAUAUUCAUCAAACUGUCAUCAAUAAGACAUGAGAGAGACUGAGUUGACAUACAUUUUUUUUAACUUUGACUUUUUCAAAGAAUCUCAAAACGCAUAAAAAGUCAAAUAACAAAACAAAAAGUUGAAAUUAUAGAAAUUGAAAGUGUCCGUCGGCUUCGGAUGAAGUUGAGGCAGUUUGGGCUGGAAAGGCAGUGUAGGCUGAGUGUACAGUAGGUUCACCCUGUACACGGUUGUAGCAUCUACUUAGGCAUUUCUUUCAUGAGUAGCCAAACUAGUUAGGAAUGGCUGCAAUUGCUUGGUCGAGUUUAAUAGAGACGUGUCAAAAUGUAAUUAACUUUGAGUCGUGUUUAAUCCAUUAUCUAAAACGGUAUCCGACUAUGACAGAUGUCAGGUGAGUUGAUGACGCAGAUCUCUUUGAGUGGGCUUCGGGUCUCCCUCAUCGCUGAACCCCCAAAUGCAUGCGCUGUUGUCCGUGGUGCUGAAACGCCGCGCACUACGCCGAUGGCACUAUGCUGUGACGCGAAUGCGUGACAUGGCAUAUUCAAUGGUUUGCAAAACCAUAUAUGAACUGUUAUCAAUCAGAAAAAUAUAGUGAUAUGGGAAUAUAUCUCAUGAUAUCGUGCCUCAUUUAAACACUGUAUGUAAGCAGAUAGAUCGAUCAUGCUUGGCACUUUUGCUAAAAUGAAUAUUUCCUCAUAAGUGAUGAGAAUGACGAUUGGGAGAAAUUGCCUAUGGUAUGAGCCACCUUCAUAGCAUAAACACAAUCUAAUAUGAUUUAUGCUGCAAUUAUUUUAAUCUUCAGCCAAAGAAGAAGCUAUUGGCCAGAAGAUUAAAAACAGACCUUGAAAUCAUUACUCAGACAUUAUUGAGUGGGCUCCAUGUUUUAACCUUUGGAAAUAGAAAACUCGUGUCACUACAAAUGUGUCACUACAUGCUCCAUAAUUGUGUGUGUGUGUGUGUGUGUGUCACAGGCGGCUGGUGGCACCAUCAUUGGGGAGGACAGGCUAGAACGGCAUGUACUUAGCGGUAUAAAACACAUCAAACACAUAGCUUGAUACCAAUCCAUUCACUCCAUUCCAGCCAUUAAUAUUAGCUAUCCUCCCUUUUACCAGCCUCACCAUGUGUGCGUGUGAGAGACAGAGAGACAAAGAGAGAGAGAGAGGGGGAGAGGAACAGAUUGAAAACAACUACUACCUCUGUCUGUACGUUGUCUACUGCUACCUAAGUGAACGUCUUCAGCUUUGUGGUCUGCCAGGCCUCCGGUGAGAUGGAGCCAGUAUUGGUUCAACAAUGGAGUCACGUCGUUACCCAAGCUUUGCUCUCUAACCCUCUUUGUUCUGUUUGAUAUUGCAGUAUUAUGCUUGGUCUAAUUUAAACAGUAGGCUGAUUGCUUUGAAUUCCAACUCUUUAUUUACUGAUUCUACAUUUUUAAACCAACAAAGCCUCAAGACUUUUCUACCAUGACAAAUAAAUCCACAAUUGGCCAUAUUGCAGACAGGAGCAACAUGAGAGUGAUUCAGUGAUGUCAAAGAAGACAUGUGCGUUAGAUCUCUAGAUGUGUUGGAUGUGGAGACUGACAGCAAAUGUUGUCAUGGGUACAUCGUUUACUGUAGAGCUGCUGGGUGAAGGGUUAAGCAGAAGGCGAUGUGGAGACUGACAAAUUACAUUAUGAGGAAAUAUGGGCUAGCGACUCUAAGGCUGUGGUUUUAAUACCCAGAGAAGCCACAUACUUAUCAUGUAGGAUAGAUGUAAAUGUUGCAUUGGACCUUUGUUCUAUAGAUAGCCAAUUAUAACCUGUUACACUUGAACUGGGUCAUGUCUCAUGUUGGGUCGUUCAAGACAUACAUGGGAUGUAAAAUUCAAAUACAGUAUUAUAGAGAAUAUGGUGAUAUAGGGAUAUUAGUGCAUGAGAAAAACAGAAUGAGGUCAGAGAGAGGGAAGCCAUCUUGGUUCUAUUGUCUGAGCCCUGGCAGGGGGUGAGAAAUAAAUACACUAUUUAUAACCACUGAAGAAUGUCUUCAAAGUCCCAAUGCCAUCAGAUGUAUUGGCAUGGUGCCAAACACACUAAACUGGACUAAGAGUAUUUAACAGUCAAGUGGCUGAGAAAAAUAAGGAAUCAAACAAGGCAUUAUUUGGUUCUCCUGGGUUUUACUGAAGUAGAAAUGCUUUAACAAGUUGUUUGGGUUUAUUCGGGAGGUGGUUGUAACGGGCGGGAGUGAUCAGGCACUAUUUUGUAUGUCUAUUUUAUCUCUAAGGGAGAUGGUUUGAAGAGGGCUGCAUAUUAUUUAUAAACAGAAAUAGAGAUUGCAUGAGAUAUGUAGGACUGAUUUGACGAUGGAGACUAUACAUAUAUUUAGCUCAAACACAUCUGCUGUUGGUGGAAUUCAUUCAAAUGUUUCACAUCAAUAGCUUUUUCCCCCAGGUAUAACUCUUCACUUUUGACCUAAGAUUGAAUCAUCAUCUGCUUAAUUCCAAAACAAUUAUUUUCAAACCAGCAAGAUCACAGUUCUGUAAAUGUGUUAUUGGUGUGUAAUGUAAUUUAUCAAUGGAUAUAUACUCGAUGUAGCAUAUAUAGUGACUUCAGAAAGUAUUCACACUCCUUAACCUUUCCCACAUGUUGUUGUGUUACAGCCUGGCCUGUACACAAUACCCCAUAAUGUCAAAGUGCAAUUAUGUUUUUAGAAAUGUAUAGAAAUGUGAAGCUGAAAUGUCUUGAGUUAAUAAGUAUUCAAUAGGUAUUCUACCCCUUUAUACGGCAAGCCUAAAUAAGUUACGGAGGAAAAAAUUGGCUUCAUAAGUUGCAUGGACUCACUCUGUAUAUAAUAACAGUGUUUAACAUGAUUCUGAAUGACUACCUCAUCUCUGUACCCCACACAUACAAUUAUCUGUAAGGUCCCUCAGUUGAGCAGUGAAUUUCAAACACAUAUUCAACCGUAAAGACCAGGGAGGUUUUCCAAUGCCUCACAAAGAAGGGUACCUAUUGGUAGAUGGGUAUAAAAAAAAUAAAGCAGAAGUUGAAUAUC